AGUCAGAGACGACUUACAAGAGAGAGAAGCUCUCAUUGUAUAUGAGCUGUGCAUCUUCUAGGGUCCCAGCCGGAGCGUGGAGUACUUCUCUCCGCAACGAUGUCUCGAAAGGCCAUCUUGAAAGUCGAUCUUUGUGGAAAAUGCAAGGACAAUCUCUUGAAGAAGCUGUCCGAAGUCUCAGGAGUCGCGAAGGCCGAGGCUACCGGCGACCACCAAUUCACCCUCACGGGUGACUUCAAGAUCGAGGACAUCAACGCCGCCAUAGCCAGCAAGAAGCGUUGCGUCUCCAUCGAAUCCGUGCAAGAGAUCCCCAAGCCUGAUCCACCAAAGCCGGAUCCACCAAAGCCACCGCCCGAGGUCGUGUGCCCAAACACGAUUGUCAUCCACACCAAGAAUCUCGUCUUCUGUUUCCACGGCCGCAACAUCGGCUGCCCCUGGGAUCGCUGCUCGGAUCGCUGCUGCAGCUGCUAGAUUCUCCUCCUCCCAGGAAUUCCUCCCUGGAAUCCUUCCCUCCGGGCUGGAAAGGCCUAGAAAUCCAUCAACAAAGGGAGGAGAAAAUCACAAAAAAAAGCAGAAAAAAUCAAGCACAUAACUUGUGGAUGUCCGCCUUGGAUCGGCGCGCGACAAAUUUACGAUGGAGAUGCCACUGGCACACGGUUGGUGUUUUCGAAUCCACAAAAAAAAAAAAGCAAAAAAGGAGUUUGAAGCUUAGCAAGUUUGAUCUUGAAACUCAGCUAUUUUUCUUAGAGCUUAGCUUGAUCAACUAUUUGGAUCAACUUUCACAAGAUCUCUUCCUGGGAUCGACACAAUAUGUAUUGUUGCCAGCGAUCUCAAGGUUAUAAUAAGACUUGGGCGAUUCGAUCCAUCGCAUGUCA
This is a messenger RNA of Selaginella moellendorffii, 875 nucleotides long. RefSeq lists its product as uncharacterized. NCBI's taxonomy places the organism in Eukaryota, Viridiplantae, Streptophyta, Lycopodiopsida, Selaginellales, Selaginellaceae. The record is from RefSeq and is a predicted model, not a curated record. The transcript is spliced from 3 exons. Bases 100 to 471 code for a protein of 123 amino acids.